AGGUGGCUUCUUCGCUCCUCUCCUUUCCUCUUCCUCUCUUGCCUCCUGGUGUAAGAGGUAAUCCCCUAUCCCAACGCUAACCUUUCCCCUUCCUGCCUUCAGGUCUGCUUGGAGAGGCAUCUUUCUUGGAUUUCUUUCGGGCAACCGCUCUCUCAGGUGGGAUCCUCCACUACGAGAAAGAUAAGGAGAGAACAGAAAGAGAUAGCGAGGAACCCCGGUGCUACAACUCGCCUGCCAUGAGCUGCCCCUUGAAGCGCGUGCCCUUCAUGGGCUGCUUUCGUCCCACCCGCCGCCCGCCUCUCCAGCAGCACCAGCAACAGCAGCAGCAGCAGCUCCUUCCCUCCGCCUCCUCCUCUUCUUCCUCGGCUUGCGCCCUGGAGCCCAAAGCGGCCCCACUGCCGGGCCCGGUGUGCCCUGGUCCGCCCUGCUCCCCCUCGGCGCCGCCCCACGCCCUGGCCGCCCUGCCCGGACCCACCAAGUGGCCGCUCAUGGGCAGCCUCCUCGACAUCCUCUGGAAAGGGGGGCUCAAGAGGCAGCACGAGACCCUGGCAGAUUACCAUCGCAAGUUUGGCAAGAUCUUCCGCAUGAAGCUAGGUGCUUUCGACUCAGUACACAUUGGUGCCCCCUGCUUGCUUGAGGCUCUUUACAGGAAAGAGAGUGCCUACCCACAGCGGCUAGAGAUCAAGCCCUGGAAAGCUUACCGGGAUUACCGUAAAGAGGGCUACGGACUCCUUAUUUUGGAAGGAAAAGACUGGCAGAGAGUAAGAAGUGCAUUUCAGAAGAAAUUAAUGAAGCCCACAGAAAUUGUCAAGCUUGAUACCAAAAUUAACGAGGUCCUUGUAGAUUUCAUGCAACAAAUUGACAUCCUUUGUAAUGAGAAUGGACAAAUAGAAGAUUUGUAUUCUGAACUUAACAAAUGGUCAUUUGAAAGUAUUUGUCUGGUGCUAUAUGGGAAAAGAUUUGGACUCUUGCAACAAGAUGUAGGAGAUGAAGGCUUAAAUUUCAUCAAGGCUGUGAAAACGAUGAUGAGUACUUUUGGGAAAAUGAUGGUCACUCCUGUUGAGCUCCAUAAAAGCCUGAAUACUAAAGUCUGGCAGGCUCAUACAAAGGCAUGGGACAAUAUCUUUAAGACAGUCAAAAGUUCUAUUGACAUCAGAUUGAAGAAGUACUCGGCCAACCCCUCUGAAGAUUUCCUCUGUGACAUUUACUUUGGGAGUCAGCUUUCCAAAAAGGAGCUGUAUGCCGCUAUCACAGAGCUCCAGAUUGCUGGCGUUGAAACGACUGCCAACAGUUUGCUUUGGGCCCUUUACAACAUCUCAUGCAAUCCAGACGUCCAGGCAAAACUGCUUGAAGAAAUACAGAGUGUCGUCUCAGAUGGUGAGGAUCCAAAUGCUGAACAUCUAAAAAAAAUGCCCUACUUAAAGGCAUGCCUGAAGGAAUCUAUGAGGUUAACACCAUCUGUGCCAUUUACUACUCGGACGCUUGACAAGGAAACCGUUCUUGGAAACUAUGCUCUUCCUAAAGGGACAGUGUUGAUGAUCAACAGCCAUGCUCUGGGAUGCAAUGAAGAAUAUUUCAGCAACUGGACUCAAUUUAAGCCAGAGCGUUGGCUUCAAAAGACCAUCAAUCCCUUUGCUCAUGUUCCAUUUGGCAUUGGGAAGAGGAUGUGUGUUGGACGCCGCUUGGCAGAGCUGCAGCUUCAAUUAGCUCUCUGUUGGCUUGUGCGGAAAUAUCAGAUAGUAGCAACAGAUGAUAAACCAGUAGAAACGCUGCACUUGGGAAUCCUUAUCCCCAACAGAGAACUUCCUAUCGCAUUCAGAAAACGUUAAGAUACUUUGGAAGAAAACAGUAGACUGCUGACUGCUGCUUUUUCUGCAGACAAUAUUCUUGAUGUCUGGAAUCCUAACUAUCAAUGACCAGGCAGCAUGUGUGCUGAUGCCAAGGAGAAAACAAUGGCCAUCCAAAGCUAGCUUUGACCUUGCUUAAGGAGCAAAUCUAUCAAACUGUGGUUAGCACACUCUAAAAGCUAUAAUGAAAGCAAAAACAGACCCUGCCUUUGUUAUAGAGGCCAGGGGUGGAAGGGAGACAGAGCUGAACAGAUUGGCAGAGGGCAAUAGAUCUUUUCAUGCAGCCUUGGCAAAAAUCCAUUGCUGCUUACCUGCCAAUAUGUGAAAUCAACACCCAUCCUGUUAAUGUUUCUGGGAUCUGCUGGUCAAGAAUGGGUGGGACUUGCAGGUUCAGCAUUACAAUGCAGGGCAAAGAAAGUUGGUUCAACUCUUCCCAAAUGCUCAAGUUUUCAAAGGAGCAUUUAAUGCAGCUGCAAGGCUAGUUUGGGAUGCGGAAAAGAAAAUCAUGGAGCCAAGAAACAUUCCAAGAGGGUACCGAAUUUAUGUUUCCACAAGGGGAAACAACAAGAAGUGUGAUGAAUAUACUAAUAGCUGCAAUAACAUCAACACUUUUACCACUUUAUAAUGCUGUUCAAAAUGCAAAAGGUUAUCUUAUCUGCCUUGAUGUUGCAAACAUGGAGUGGAUGAUCCCAUCUUACCAUGUUGGUAUUUCCCCCCAGCUAUGUGUAUGUGCAGGCUGUCAUUGCAGGUGUCACUGCUUGGAAAAGUUGGAUUUUGAUGUACAGCCCUAGAAUUCUCCAGUCAGCAUGGCCAAUAGUUGGGAAAUCUUGCUGUCAUCCAAAAAGUAACUUUUCCAAGCUUCAUAACUACUUAUGCUUCCAGUGGCAUUAUCUAGCUCUUUCUUUCUGUCUAAUGCUCUGGAUAAGUGGAUAGAAAAAUGUUGUUGUGCACAGCCUUAUGGAAUAAUUCUGUGUUUUAAAUGCCCAAACCAGCUUGGGUAUUUGUGUGGAUUGUUCAGAAAGAAUUUUUAAUGCAGCACCAUCAAGUUUGCACAAUCAAAUUAAGCCAUGUAUGUGUAGAAGCCUCAUAAGGCUUGUGUUUUUGCUAAAGGUGUGGCAAUAUCCCCC
Anolis sagrei ordinatus is the source of this 2974-nucleotide messenger RNA. It is a transcript of the gene CYP24A1, whose product is annotated as cytochrome P450 family 24 subfamily A member 1. Gene Ontology annotation, cellular component: mitochondrial inner membrane. Gene Ontology annotation, biological process: cellular response to peptide hormone stimulus; C21-steroid hormone biosynthetic process; glucocorticoid biosynthetic process. Gene Ontology annotation, molecular function: monooxygenase activity; heme binding; oxidoreductase activity, acting on paired donors, with incorporation or reduction of molecular oxygen. Lineage: Eukaryota; Metazoa; Chordata; Lepidosauria; Squamata; Anolidae. The record is from RefSeq and is a predicted model, not a curated record.